Plectropomus leopardus (leopard coralgrouper) is the source of this 2893-nucleotide messenger RNA. It is a transcript of the gene she, whose product is annotated as Src homology 2 domain containing E. Lineage: Eukaryota; Metazoa; Chordata; Actinopteri; Perciformes; Serranidae. The record is from RefSeq and is a predicted model, not a curated record. Gene Ontology annotation, molecular function: phosphotyrosine residue binding.
UCGCCAGACUGGACGCAUUAUCUUACGCUCCGGGAAUGGGAUCUUUACUGGGUUCAAAGAAAAACUUCGAGUUCUUUCGAAUUUACGCUUUGCAGAAGCUCCUUUUCAAACUACAGGGAUAGUUGUUACUGCAGGCGCAGGGUGACAGCAGCGGAGAGCCACUGGCCAAUGACGUCCAAGACGCACGAGAAGUUGUCAGGGAGUUUCAGACGCUAAGAAUCCGUUUGACAUCACGAGGUGAGCUGUCUGAAUUCAAUGACCAGGAGAUUCUGGUAAUUUGAGACCAUAGUUAUUCCAACCGAGGCGUGCGUAAAACAUCUGUGCGUAAAGUUGGAGCUGUUGCGCACGAUUCAAAUUUAGCUUCACUGGGGGCGCCUAAUGCAAGAACGCACAAAAGACGAACGAUUUGUUAACUUUUAAUCUGUGGUGAGAAUUCUGUCAAAAUUUAACAGCCAUGGCAAAAUGGUUCAGAGAUUUCCCCAUCAACCUGAAGAACGGAACCGAAAGGGUCCGCUCGGCCUCUGAAUCUGGUCCACAAACUCGACCCAAACCCUCGUUUUCUCGCGACAGUCUGAAGGGAAAUCAGCGCAAAGACGGCGGAGUGGGGGGUUUAUUGGCAGGGAGAAAUAGGAAAAAUUCAGCCACAGAAUUGGGUCGUAACAAUGCUGGUUCAGUGGGGACGGUUUGGGACAGUCUCACAUCUGGAAAAGGUCGCAAGAACUCCAAGAUCGAGACUGGGACGUCAGAUGAGAACCGCCAGGUCAGGACCACCAGUUUGGCACAAGCGUAUAUCAGCAGAAUGAUUAAAGUGGACAAACAAGACAAGACCCCCAAACUGAACGGGAUAAUUGAACAGAAGCAGCUUGAGAAUGAAAAGGGAAAAUCUGACAUUAAAACAACGCUGAUCAUCUUGGAGGACUAUGCGGAUCCUUUUGAUGCAGAGAAAACCAAGGAGCAGAGGGAGGCUGAGCGAGCAGGAGUGAAUGAUGGGUACAUGGAGCCCUACGAUGCCCAGGUCAUCAUCACAGAGGUUCGUAGACGGGGCUCCAAAGACCUCCUGAAAGUGUGCGUUCUGCUGGACCGAGGCAAGAAAGAGGGGAAGGACGAAGAAGGAAAACCACCGCCCCCAAACAUCUACGACACACCGUACGAGGGCGGGCUGGAGGGUGACAGUGGGGGGGUGUGGAUCCCUGUCACACGGCCAGAGUCUGACGUCCGUCCCGCUGGAGAGUACGAACUGCCGUGGGAGUGGAGAAAGGAGGACAUUGUUAGAGCGCUGUCAGCUCAGUUCGAGGCAGUUGAUUGUUCUCCCACUAAAGAGAACGGUUCAACCUCCACCCGCCAGCAGCAGCAGCCCCAACAACACACCCUGAGGCAGAAGAACUGGAACCAUAAAAUACUCGUACCGUCCUCUCCAUCCUCCUCCUCUUCUCCCUCCUUCCCCUCGUCGCCCAUUCUCAAACUCUCCCCUCUCACACCCCCAUCUCCCUCUUUCCCCACCCUGAAACUCUCACCCCUCUCACCCUCCUCUAGUCCCAACAAACUGUCCCCUCCGUCUCCUACCUCCCCCAGUUCCCCGCUGGAUGGGGACGCAGCCAAAGUGGACCCCAGCCUGCCCCUGGAGAAGCAGAGCUGGUACCAUGGCAGUGUGAGUCGGCAACAGGCUGAGGCUCAGCUGCAGCGCUGCAGGGAAGCCAGCUUCCUGGUGAGGGACAGCGAAUCAGGAACCAGCAAGUACUCCAUCGCACUGAAGACCAGUCAGAGUUGUGUGCACAUCAUCGUGGCCCAGACGAAGAGCGUUAAGGGUUUGGGCUUCACACUGGACCAGAGCAGCUGCGUCUUCUCCAGUAUCCCAGAGCUGGUCCACCAUUACUGCACACACAGACUGCCUUUCACUGGAGCAGAGCACAUGACCCUGCAGCAUCCUGUGCCCAGGCCACACUGAACAUGCACAGGAGAAUGAACAAACACUGGGACAUAAAUACACAUGCGCAGAGACAUGCACACAUAAACUUGUUAAUACAUGUGCACACACACAUAGUCAAAGGUAUGCUGCUUUGGAUCAUCCUGUGCACCACCCUAAAAGUUUAUGUUUUUAUCUCCUCCAUGCGCUACCUAGUGGUCAAAAUAAUGCAUUACAAUAAUCAUUGAUCACAUUGUUAUAGUGGUAAUUGUUACCAAUCUAAAAACCCUGCUGAAUGUAUUUACAGCUACAGGAAAACCAGCCGUUUGUCGUUGCCUCAUUGUCUCGUUCAUUGGCCUUACAGAUGAUACUCAGUCUCAAGCAAACCAAAUAGAUUUCUCUAAUACCUCAAACAAUGCACUUACUGUAACCAAUCUGAUAUUUGAAGUAAUCUGUUAUCUGUAAUGUCCCUUUACACAAAGGUGCUGGCAUCAUCAAUUAUCGCCAUGCCAUCCAGUCAGGCUUGGACUAUGAGAUCAAUACACCUGAUUGGAGUAUAUUCAUUCAUCCAUCUGACAUGUCAAUCAGCCUAUUGAUCUAUCAUGAAAAUCAGGCUCAUUUGCCAGCCACUCUGCCUGUCAAGAGAAAGAGCUUCAUCGAUUAAAUGAUUAGAACUAGUGUAGUGGGAGGGGUCUCGUAACAUUACUGUGCCCAGUCAGCGAAAUUUGUUUGAGUGUGUGUAAGCGUGCAGAAUAAAUAUGUGAAUAUCAUGUCCAUGAACAUGCCCUCGCUGUAAUCUAAAUAUGAGGUUGUGUUUAAAAAGCUAUCUUACUGUAUUGUGAGUGAACUAAAAACUGUACCCUAAAAUGUACCUAAAUGAUGUAUGUGUGAAGUGAUUUUUCUAAUAACAUCAAUCGCACAAUGAUGUGAGCUGUAUAUUAUUGUUGUAAGACUUUUAUUCAGUAAAUAAAAUAAAAUUCAUAUUAAAGC